ACCCCGAACUCAUCAGCCUAUGAAUAGUGCUAGCAGCUCACCAGUCUUUAUAAAGGGCCAUCAUCAAACUCUUUUCAAGACACAAACUUGUUCAUCCACAAAAACACAGAAUCUUAAACCGAGAAUGGCCGAAAUGUUAGUCAGGUCUCUCUUCUGCCCCUUCAUCAUUGUCAAUACCCUGGCCCUAGCAGCAUGGUCGUAUGGGCUGAACCAAAGCCGAAACCAACCCUCUUCCUUAGCCACCACAGUCGCGUACCAUGGAGGCCCUCUCUUGACCCGACCGAGUGGCAUUAACAUCUACCUUAUAUGGUACGGGGCUUUCUCUUUGAAGGAUAGAACCACAAUUACAGAUUUCUUUGCUUCCUUCAGUCCCAAGGGCCUUGUUCCCCACCAAGAAUCCAGUGUCUCAACAUGGUGGAGAACUGUCACUUCUUACAAAGACAAGACUCAUACCCCAGUUUCCAGGAUUGUAAGACUCGUUAAACAAGUUGGCGAUCCAUAUUCUUUAGGAAAGAACCUCAAGCGUGCCCAAAUAGGCAACCUAGUCAACAACAACAUAGUAAUUAGCAACAAAUUACCAGUAGACUCUAACGCCAUCUACUUGGUUUUGACUGCUAAAGAUGUGAGCGUGGAGAGGUUCUGCAUGGAUUCCUGUGGUUUCCAUGAUAGCGUUUUGGUGACCCCUAAGGGAAGCGUGAUAGUAUAUGCACACGUAGGGGACGCGGUGCAGUGUCCUGGUUUCUGUGCAUGGCCUUAUGCACUUCCAGCUUAUGGUCCUCCAGGCCAGGCCCUGGUUGCACCUAAUGGUGUUGGGGCCGACGGCAUGGUUAUCAAUAUUGCAACUAUUCUUGCAGGAGCUGCCACCAACCCUUUCAAGUCCGGGUACUUCCAAGGUGAUAUCUUGGCACCGCUGGAGGCUGUCUCAGCAUGUCCUGGAAUAUUUGGUGCUGGAGCUUAUCCAGGAUAUCCAGGAAAUUUGAUGGUUGAUAAAUCUAGCAAGGCAAGUUAUAACGCUUAUGGUGCGAAUGGUAAGAAAUUUCUCCUUCCUGCGGUUUGGGACUUGGUGGGCUUGACCUGCAAGGUUGUUUGAAAUUGAAUUUAAUUUAAUUGUGAUUUUCGAGGCCAUGCUAUGCACAAACUGGAAAUAAUAAUAAAAAAAAAAGGUAUUACAGAGUCGCAAAAAGUAGCCAGACUCUUCUGUAUUACAGAGACGCAUAAGGUCAAUAUCCAUAUGAACGUCUUUUAUUUU
This is a messenger RNA of Populus euphratica (Euphrates poplar), 1249 nucleotides long. RefSeq names its product protein EXORDIUM-like 2. The record is from RefSeq and is a predicted model, not a curated record. The transcript has a single exon. Bases 20 to 1090 code for a protein of 356 amino acids. Lineage: Eukaryota; Viridiplantae; Streptophyta; Magnoliopsida; Malpighiales; Salicaceae.